Molecule: messenger RNA, 450 nt
Organism: Microstroma glucosiphilum
Lineage: Eukaryota; Fungi; Basidiomycota; Exobasidiomycetes; Microstromatales; Microstromataceae
Exons: 2
Coding region: 167-412 (81 amino acids)
Source: RefSeq, a predicted model, not a curated record
UGACUCACUCCUGCAAUGGCAAUGUUUUGAUACGCGACCAUUGUUGGCUCAAGUGCGGAAGCCAGCAGCAAGAAGGAAAGGUGCAAAGGUAGGAGGACAAGAAAGUGUGAGUAGUGUUGGGAGGGGCUGAUGAGCACACGAGGCGCGGCUAUUCAUAUAGAGGUCGAUGCAUCGCGCCGCCCCUUCUCACCAGCUCCCACGGCAGCAGCCUGCUUGCUCCGUGCGAAGCGAGCCUGCGUGCUAUCCAAAGUGUCGUCGAUGGCUGGGUGACGGACAAGAGGCAGAGUCGGGAGAAGCGCAAUCGCCACCGGGCUGCUUUGAUCUCCGCGAGAAGCCUCGGAGAGCCCCGGAGAUUAGUGCGCGGGCGAGUGACGAGUACGAAAGGCCCCGGAGAUUAGUGCGCGGGCGAUGACGAGUACGAAAGGCCCCGGAGAUUAGUGCGCGGGCGAG